GUCUGAUGAUGCGAUCAUGCUGUCAGCUGAUCGCAUCGAUGAAACGUGGAUGAGCGGAGGGUUGAGGUAUCUGAGCUAGGUGGGUGUAAAUCCGAUACACGCUGAUAUAACGAGGGGGGCUUCUGUCGGCAUCCUCGCUGUAAAGGGAACAAGGGCAGUGCCGAGAACAAAGGAUACUGGACGAUAUAAGCAGCCCGAGCACGCCUGGCAAAACGAGUUGCUCUUCAUCCCUGGCCAUUUCUAUCACGCUUGACGAGUCGACGACAACGCAUCGAGACAUCGAGACAUCCUUAGUGUCAGGCCAUAGGUAUAACGCCCAAGAAUCGACGCCAAAAGUGUUCCGUGCGCUGUGUGGAUAUGCGGGUGCGCCUCAGGGUGUGUGGAGAGGAGGCACGCUAAUGUCGCCAAGGAGGGAGCGAAAGUGGGCCGUUAAGUUGUCGGCAUGGCUUUUGAAACCCCUACCAACCUGUACGGGCGAGGCUGUUGUAUGGCGCUCAAAGGUUUGGGGCCUCAUGACGGCUGCCGUUUUGUUCACUGAGCUUCAGGUGAAAAGCGUCCGACGAACUUCGGUUCAUAGUCGACGUGCUGGCGUUGGCGGGAGUCUGCGUAGAGGUGCCUAUACGUAUUUUCGAUGCCAAUCAAAUAACGGGCGUAAUAUGCGGUAGAUGAUAGCGGCAAGCGAACGUAAAAGACUGGCGACUGCCAGGGUAGGAGAUGAGGAGGAGGGGAGGGGGGGGGAGGGAAUUUGGGUGUUC
This is a messenger RNA of Heterobasidion irregulare TC 32-1, 755 nucleotides long. RefSeq lists its product as uncharacterized. The coding region runs from base 399 to 665 and encodes 88 amino acids. NCBI's taxonomy places the organism in Eukaryota, Fungi, Basidiomycota, Agaricomycetes, Russulales, Bondarzewiaceae. The record is from RefSeq and is a predicted model, not a curated record. The transcript has 2 exons.